GACAGCCCACCAGCCACACCGCUGCACCCGCCGGCCGCUCAGCACGACCCUGCCGGACGGAACACUGCUCACUAAGAUACGGAGCACAGAUCGCUAAGAUGCGGCUUCCACUGAUGCUUUCGGCUUUAUUGGUGCUGACCAGCGCCCAGAGCCCCUGUGAUCCACUAACACAGUACCAGGCUGAAUCGGGACAGUGUUGCAUGAAGUGUGAACCAGGGACCAGCAUGUCAGAGGACAGUCUGAGUCUGACAGUCAACCCGACCCACUGUCAGACUCCUCAGUGCAAUCAGUGUGGGGAGAAUGAAUAUCAGGACACAUACACAGCCGAAACCAUGUGUAAAGCGCAACCAUACUGUGACCCAAAUAGGAACUUUGUGUUUGUUUCCGAUAAGAGCAAGACGAGUCGAAGCCCCUGCUUUUGUAAGCCGGGAUACCACUGCACCACCGAGGCGUGCAUCAAAUGUCUGCCACACACCGAGUGCAAACCGGGACAAAGGGUCAAGUCCAUAGGUAAUCACAGCCAGGACACAGUGUGUGAAAAAUGCCCUUCAGGAACAUUUUCUAUUGGGACGUCAGAGCCCGACUGUAAAAAAUGGACAGUUUGUGAGCCUGGACAUCAAGUUAAAACGAAUGGAACAGCCACAUCUGACACUGUGUGUGAGCCCAUCUCACGACGGCAUUUGGCUUGGAUUGUUCCCAUUUUAAUCAUUGUGAUACUGAUCGGGAUUGGAAUUGCAGUGUGGAAAUGCAAAGGUACUGCAGGUGAUGCAAAAGGCAAAGUAAAGGGCUGCGUGGAGUUUUGUCUGGAGGGAACCAAGGAGCCAGCGAGGGAAGCCAUCCCGACAGUAGCACAGCCGACAAACGAUGAACACUCCCUCUUAUCUGAGACGGGACCCCUGCAAGAGGCAAAGACACCCGAGGAAGUUGAGGAACCCAGCGAGCCACUGAUUGUCUUAGAUGCAGCUUUGACUGACAAUGGGAAUUUGGUGGCACAGGAAGACGGGAAAAAAGAAGUUCUGUCCCGGCAAGAAUCACAAACACAAUCAUGCCCGAGUGAAACUGUCUGACUGCUAAGCUCUUCUAAUAUUAAUGUAAAGUCAAUUGUAAUGUACAUGUGUAUUAAUGCCUUACACAAAAGCUGUAAAUGCAUGCCUUAAUUGUUUAGCAGUGAAUCACUGCAUGCCAAAACUGUGAAGCCUGUCCCCCUCUGUCCUCCAUACUUUAUUCCACCCAUAAAUCAUCAGAUUGUUAGAUUUCAUCCAGUUACUGAAUAGUUCAUCCUCUGUUAUAAGUCUGCCGGCCCACCUCAUUCUUAUUGCAUUUUUUUUUUCUUAAUAGACACCUUUCACGAGCUUUUAACCCUUUGAAACACAAGCAAAUUCACUUGAUUUCUUUCCAAAACAUGAAAAGGGUGAUUGGCAAAUUAGCAGGGAAUAAUACAUUUCCAGAAAUAAGAAAUAAUCAAAAAAACAAACAAAAAAAAAAAACACUAGAAAUUUUUUUUAAAAA
Messenger RNA from Myripristis murdjan (pinecone soldierfish), 1509 nucleotides. It is a transcript of the gene cd40, whose product is annotated as CD40 molecule, TNF receptor superfamily member 5. Bases 99 to 1067 code for a protein of 322 amino acids. The transcript is spliced from 9 exons. NCBI's taxonomy places the organism in Eukaryota, Metazoa, Chordata, Actinopteri, Holocentriformes, Holocentridae. The record is from RefSeq and is a predicted model, not a curated record. Gene Ontology annotation, molecular function: protein binding. Gene Ontology annotation, cellular component: external side of plasma membrane; CD40 receptor complex. Gene Ontology annotation, biological process: immune response-regulating cell surface receptor signaling pathway.